AUGCAUAGAGGCGGUAAUAUCAAUUAAGCUCACUAAUCAGGGCAAGACUAGAAAUAUCCAGCAACUAUUGACAUCAGGUUCGAUUAAAGAAACUCAAUAGAUAUAAUCAAAGAUGAAGCACUGUUGAAGUAUCAGGAAAAUGCAUUCUUACUAGGUAAAAUAUUCUCAGUUGAGGCUUAGCCAAGCAGUUCACAACAAAGGACUUAGGCAUCUCCAAAUGAUUUAGAAGGGGAGUUCAGUGAUGAUGAUUCCUUUUCAGAAGACUCAUCCAUCUAAAACUAAGAUGAUUACGUUUUGGGUUAGCUACUAAAUCAAAAUAGACACAAUUUAGCAGGAGGGGUAAAUGGUAGUGGAGUUGAUAGUGGAAAACUCUUUGAAUCUGACCAAGAAUAGAUGAAUGACUAAGAUCAGGAGAUGGAGGAUGCUAUUUUAGAGGAGGAAAAUCUUGCCAGUCAAACCUUCAAGAUAGACUUUAAAGUCUUAGGACAGGAUGAGGAGGGUCAGCUCCUGCUAAACUAGUUUAAGGCCAUUUAAAAUGAAUAGAAAUCUGUAGUGGAUGCUAAGCGAAAGUAGCAUGAAUAAAUGGUGAGAGAGUAGAAGGAAUUUAUUACUCUAAUGAGCAGAAUUAAAACAAACAAUCAAUUAAAGGGCAACAAUGGCAUAGAUGAAUUGCUAAGAGAGUGCUAGUAGGCAGUGCUGGGACAACAGAAUACUAACAAUGGAAUGAAGAUAAUGCAUCCAGUUUUCAUUGAACUAGAGAAAUUCACAAAGACUCUUGGGAAUAGUUAGUAAUCGUUGAAUUAAACUGCUAAUGAAGAUAACCUUAAGCCUUGGAGUGUUGAAAAUAGAGAUAAGAUUAAGGUUUUAUAGCUAUGA
Stylonychia lemnae is the source of this 876-nucleotide messenger RNA. The record is from the annotation of a GenBank genome assembly. Lineage: Eukaryota; Ciliophora; Spirotrichea; Sporadotrichida; Oxytrichidae.